AUGUAUCUAUACCAUGUCAACCUCACCGUGGGCAGCUCAGGGCAGGAGAUCGCCGUGGUGCUAGAUACUGGAAGCAGUGACACCUGGUUCAAUAUCCCGUCAUCGGAGUUCUGCACAAAUGGGGAUAACCAUUGCCAACAAUACGGCAUUUAUGAUCACACUAUUUCCAGUACGUACACGUUUGUCAACCAUGACUUCAACAUCACCUACAAGGACGGGACGAACGCGGCGGGGGACUUUGUCAAAGACACAGUUGCGUUGGGAGGGGUGACCAUCAAGCAGUUCCAAUUUGGCAUUGCAGAGGAAAGCACGUCCACCAGUGGAACAAUGGGCCUCGCAUUCCCUGCUUUAGAAGUCAGUCCCGUCCAGUACCCCAAUUUCCCACAAGCACUGGUGCAGGCCGGCCAUAUCCGAUCUGCCGCGUACAGUCUGUGGAUGGACGAGGUGACGGCGUACUCGGGGACGAUUCUCUUCGGCGGCGUGAACCGAGCUCGGUACCGUGGGGAACUCAGAACAAUUCCUCUCGAGCCCACUGGCAGCGCGUAUAUGUCUCUCCGGGUCAUUUUGACCGGACUUACUCUGCAACAGCCUGAGACACAUGCAGUUGCUUAUACAGAUGGAUUUCCUCUGCUGGUGGCCUUGGAUUCCGGAGCAAGCGUCACAUAUCUCCCGCAGUCUUUCACGGACAGGCUAUAUGCCGACCUCGGCGUCACAAAGAGCACCGAAUACAAUGUGCCAAUGAUUCCUUGCUCCAUGAAAGCGAAGAACGUCACCCUGACCUUCGACUUUUCCGGUAUCCACAUCGACGUCAGCAUCCACGAACUGGUGCUAGAGGGAAUAGAAAUGGACGAAAACAUCCUCCUGUGCACGUUCGGCAUCUACCCUUCGAUCAGUGCUAUUCCCAUAUUGGGGGAUACUUUUCUCCGCAGCGCAUAUGUGGUAUAUGAUCUCGACAACCGCGAAGUUUCCAUGGCCAACACCAACUUCGAUGCUGGGUUAGACGAUAUCUUGGAGAUUGGCGUGGGCCCACAGGCAGUACCGAGCGCAAAUCUGGUAUCUUCGCCGGCGACCUCAGCAGUUAAUAUGCCAACUGCGAAGCCAUCGGUAUCGGGGAAGAAGACGAAUAGUGGCGCUGGAGUUCCUGAGAUGGACAGCAGAUUGCUUGGUGUGGGGUUCAUGGCUUCUGCCCUGAUGUGCAUCGUCUUAUAG
Aspergillus clavatus NRRL 1 is the source of this 1209-nucleotide messenger RNA. Its product is annotated as pepsin-like aspartic protease. Gene Ontology annotation, molecular function: aspartic-type endopeptidase activity. The coding region runs from base 1 to 1209 and encodes 402 amino acids. Gene Ontology annotation, biological process: proteolysis. The transcript has 2 exons. The record is from RefSeq and is a predicted model, not a curated record. Lineage: Eukaryota; Fungi; Ascomycota; Eurotiomycetes; Eurotiales; Aspergillaceae.